Messenger RNA from Aegilops tauschii subsp. strangulata, 2469 nucleotides. RefSeq lists its product as uncharacterized. The record is from RefSeq and is a predicted model, not a curated record. NCBI's taxonomy places the organism in Eukaryota, Viridiplantae, Streptophyta, Magnoliopsida, Poales, Poaceae.
GUCCAAGCAAAGCAAGGGGGCGGCUCCAUUUCCAUACGUAACCGGUCCCAGGCUUGAAAAUCCGUUUCCGCUUGUGUAAGACGCAUACGCUGUGAAAAUACGGUCCACUCUGCCUCCCCCCUCCGGACUAGAUCUGGCUUCCUGGAAGAGACAGCCAGCUUGAGCUCCCCUUCCGCACUAGCCGUCCACCUGAGACCCGGACCAGUGGCCGCCGCCAUUGAGCUCCAGCCGGACCGAUCCGCUCUUCAGGUACGUGGUUCGAGACACUGGAAAUCUAGAUGGGGAGUAUCAUGAAACUAUAUUAUGAGUGGGAAAUCCAGGUGCUUGUGCUCCUUAGCUUCAUGCUACAAAUGUUCCUCUUCUUCGCUGGCAGCCUUCGGCGGCGUACCAUCAACUCGUUUCUCAGGUUCUUCACAUGGAUAGCUUAUCUGGGCGCGGACUUAGUGGCAGUUUACACCCUGGGCUAUCUCUCACGCCAUGAGGAUGCGACCACCGGACUAUCUUUCUUCUGGGCACCAUUUCUUCUCAUCCAUCUUGGUGGACAGGACACCAUUACUGCUCUCGCCAUGGAGGACAACAAGUUGUGGUUGAGACAUUUACUGACUCUGUUUAUGCAAGUUGUCCUAGCUUUAUAUGUUUUCUGGAAGUCUAUUGACAAACACGGCGUGGAGCUUCUAGUUUCAGAUGUCUUUGUGUUUGCUGCUGGAAUUAUCAAGUAUGGAGAAAGGGUAUGGUCUCUCAAGUGUGGGAGCUUUGAAACCCUCGAGGGUUCCACUGGACAACAGUACAAGCAACAGGUGCCGGGAGAGGUUGCCGAGGAUCCCUAUUCUCACAUUGUUUGCGCUGUCCUGCAUCGUAUGCCACGUGUCUUUCGAAUCUUUACAGCACGAUCAGGUGAUAGCGGUAAUGUUAUCCAAGAAACCCCAAGCAAUUGGGUGAAGCGGAUGAGGCUCGAGCUUGGCAUGAUGUACGAUGACCUGUAUACUAAGUCCUGUGUGCUCAGAACAAGGAGUGGCAUCAUAUUGCGAUGCAUCUCUCAGGUGUCUGUUCUGGUUGCCUUGGUGCUCUUCCUCACGAGCGACAAACGGAGGUACAAUAGAGCCGACAUUGCAAUCACCUGGUCGCUCUUCGUAGGAUGCUUUUUGUUGGAAGUAUGUGCCAUGUUUAUUUUGAUAAUGUCACCAUGGUCCUGGGCGUGGUUGAAGAUGCGAAGGUGCAGCAUGCUUGCAAAGUUGUCCUGGUUUCUCCUGUGCAGUGGCAUUGGAUGGCCGGAGAGGAAGCCAUAUCUAAAUUCAAUUGGGCAGUACAACUUCCACAGGUGGUUGGAUGCAGGCAGCGACCAGCCAAGGUCAUAUGGUCGACGAGCAAUGACCACAGUGAUCAAAAGCUUGGUGAGUUUGGUUGGUGUCAAAGAGGAUAAAAUGUUGUUCUGGAUGAGCAGGUUGUUAGACACCGAGCACGUGGAGGCAGAUAAGGAUACGAUGGAGUGUGUUGUGAAGGGAAUUACUGACUUCGAUGCUGAGAUCAACAGAGAUCCCCGGCAUUGGCCAAAACUUGGCGGCAUAGUGCAAGAGCUACAAGACAUUCGUGAAGAUUUUGGUGGAAAGGUUGCCUUAGUGCAUUUUAUCACAGAGGCACACUUGAGAAAAUAUCCUCUUCAUCCUCCUUCGGACAUGGAGACAGACACAGGUACGAGCUGCAUUGUCUUGGUGGAAGUAUGUCGGAAACUAUCCAACUACAUGGCAUACCUUUUGGUCACCCACCCUUCGAUGCUGCCGCUCAAUGACAGCGCCUUAUAUACGCUGGAGAAAAUGGCACACUUGUUUCCACAUCUUAUAGAUGAGCAGCAGGAUUCUGAAGGUUUCUUCAACAUCGAGCCAAGCAUGGAAACACUGCAGGAGUUGGUAGACAUAUGGACGAAGCUGCUCAUCUAUGCGGCCACCAAGUCCCGGCCGGAGCUGCACGCGGCGCACUUGGCUAGAGGAGGGGAGCUUAUCACCUUCGCCUGGCUGUUCUUGAGCCACAACUUUUUGGGAGAUUCCGAGGUGAUCAAGGUGCAGCUUACCAAUGCCAAUCAAAGAGGGACGAUAGCAUACGUCUUCGGAAAUCCUGCACCAAGAUAAGAGCAUCAGAUCCAACACAAGCCCUGCAGAGUGCAGACUCCUCCGUUCUUCAUUCGAUUUGAUUUUAUUCCUCUUCUGUUUGCGUCUGGAGUAUCUCACGACACAAAACAGUACUGAAGUUUAUACAGUAUCGCAGCUGACAUCUAGAGGUAUGUGACAUUUUUUUUUUUGCAGUAAUGGCAUCACUUCAAAACUGAUGUAUUUGAGUGAAUAGGCAGUGCAAAAACAUUCCUUUGUUGUGGUAGCAUCAUUUAUACACUGCAGCUACAAUUGGGAUCCUUAGCUGUUACUGUACUAACUGAAGCCAGAAAAAGAACUUAAUUUGUCCAUGUGGGCAGAACAGGAA